AUUUGAGAUUUGGGUCAUCCCUCCGAUAUGACCUAAUCUUUACCACACCUACCUCAAUUCUCUAAGAAAGAACAUAGAACAAGCCCUAUGCAAUAUUCAUCAAAAAUGGAUUCUUCAGCAAGUUUGUAUCUGGUGACGCUUCUUUCAUUAUGUUGCAUGCUCUUCCGCUUCAGUAAUGUUGCUGCUGUCCAAUAUGGUUCAUCUCAGCCAACAGCAUUGUUUGUAUUUGGAGCUUCCUUAUUAGAUGUUGGAAAUAACAACUACCUUUUCACCCUUAAGAGAUGUGAUUUCCCACACUACGGCAUCGACUUUCCCGGCGGCAAGCCCACCGGCAGAUGCAGCAAUGGCAAAAAUAUCCCAGACUUUCUUGCUGACAAAAUGGGAGUUCCGUCACCAAAGUCUUAUAUGAGUUUGAACAGAAGUAUGGAACCUGGAAAAUUCCUGGAAGGAGUUAAUUUUGCGUCAUCAAGUGCUGGAAUUCUCAACACUACUCAUAAAGGUCUUUGUAUUCCACUGGACACUCAGAUAGACUACUAUUCUUUUGUGGUUGAAGAUUUGGAGGAGAGUAUGGGAAUUGUCUGGACAAAAUGUUUCAUUUCAAACUCCAUCUUUAUUGUCAACAUUGGGAGCAAUGACGUGCAGGUUUAUGAUGGAACUGGUAUCUCAAACUUUGUGAGCUUAUUGAUAUCUACAUUGGAAGGACAACUGGAGAGAUUAUACAACCUUGGUGCUCGGAAAUUUGCAUUCAUGGGGCUUGAACCAGUUGGCUGCUGGCCAGCUUUAAGAGCUGUGAACAAGAGCACUGGAAAUUGCAACAGUGAAGUAAAUCAAAUUUCAGUCCGGUAUAAUGAGCAAGCUGCUGUUUUACUGCAUGAGAUGCAGUCAAAACAUGCAGAUAUUAAUUACUCCUUCUUCAAUACCUACGGAAUAUUCACCCAAUACAUCAAUGAUCCACAAACUUAUGGAUUUGGCAAUGUUACUGCUGCAUGCUGUGGAAUGGGAUUUCUGAGAGCAGAGAUCGCUUGCAAUCCCUUGGCUUCAUAUUGUUCCAAUAGAACAGAGUAUCUAUUCUGGGAUGGUUGGCAUCAAACAGAGGCCACUGCCAAGUUACUUGUGAACACUGCCUUUGAUGGAUCACCACCUGAUGUGUUCCCUGUUAAUGUGAGGCAACUGAGUGGGAUUGGCCUUCAGGCUGAGAUUAAUGCUCAUGUAACCCCUUUGUAGAUCAGUCAUAUAUUAAUGAAC
Dioscorea cayenensis subsp. rotundata (Guinea yam) is the source of this 1245-nucleotide messenger RNA. Its product is annotated as GDSL esterase/lipase At5g55050-like. The record is from RefSeq and is a predicted model, not a curated record. Gene Ontology annotation, molecular function: hydrolase activity, acting on ester bonds. The transcript is spliced from 5 exons. Lineage: Eukaryota; Viridiplantae; Streptophyta; Magnoliopsida; Dioscoreales; Dioscoreaceae. Bases 88 to 1224 code for a protein of 378 amino acids.